This is a messenger RNA of Copidosoma floridanum, 515 nucleotides long. Its product is annotated as TOX high mobility group box family member 4-B. Gene Ontology annotation, biological process: regulation of transcription by RNA polymerase II. Gene Ontology annotation, molecular function: chromatin DNA binding. NCBI's taxonomy places the organism in Eukaryota, Metazoa, Arthropoda, Insecta, Hymenoptera, Encyrtidae. The record is from RefSeq and is a predicted model, not a curated record. Gene Ontology annotation, cellular component: nucleus.
UUGCCGGGGGGGGGCUAAUGAGGGUAAGUGUGCAUUGGUGAAAGUGGUUUUUGGGACUUGAAACAAUGAACGAACCAAAAAAUAGUUCGAAAGGAAAAUUGAAGAUUAAGAGUAUCGUAAAACUCGAGUCAAACAUGCAGAUACUCCUUCCGUGGAUGAAAAAGUUGCCAGAGAAAGAUAAAAGUUUUGUGCUCGAGUUGCCUCCGAAUCUUGAAAAUACCAAUGACCGUGCGUUAGCUUCUUCGACAGACGACCAGUGGAUGUACCAAUUUGCUGACAAUUGCGAGGAGGAGGUCAACCCUUUGGUCCCCGAGAAAGUGAUGGACGACAGUUGUAACAUCGUAUCAUUGGACUUGCAUCAAGAUAACGAGAUUCGUGAACAAAAUCUCGAUGAACCGCCUUGGCUCGAAUCAAGUUUGAUGGGUAUGGAUCCCGGGACCGAAUUCUCGCAGACUUUGACUACGAAUUCAAAAUUACCAUCGGAAACAUCUAAAGGCACAGGUAAUGACUCUUGA